Molecule: messenger RNA, 690 nt
Organism: Suillus discolor
Lineage: Eukaryota; Fungi; Basidiomycota; Agaricomycetes; Boletales; Suillaceae
Exons: 3
Coding region: 1-690 (229 amino acids)
Source: RefSeq, a predicted model, not a curated record
AUGGACAAUACUGUAACUCUCAUCCCCUCCGACCAAGUCAUCAUUGCCGCCAAGGGCAAUCACAUCACAGCUGCAGAUAUCUCUCGCGCCCUAUUCUAUGCCAAUUCCCGGAUGCUGGCCAUGCGCCUGUAUGUCGACAAGAGUUUUGCCACUGCCAUACCUGGUUAUGCAGAGACGUUCUACACCCUGAUGAAAUGGGAGAUGGAGACCUUUGCAACACCUUUCAUCAAUAUAUGUUUUAUCACCCGGUUGUCAGCUACUAUUCCUCAACUUCUCAAGGAUGUGCUCUCAACCAUGACUGCUCACACAUUGGUUGACCGGCGACCGGAUGUCAAUGCCAUUUUGCAGGAUAUCCGGGCAUUGCGCCUUUCUGCGGAUUCAAACAAAUCCGAUGACUAUGACAUCGCUCACAUGCCGGACUACUUCAAUGACUGGUGGAAGGAAUCACUUGGUUGUUGCAGGGUUUCAGAUAUGUUGCCCAAGUCAUCUGUCCAAGAUGUUAUGGAUUUGGUUGAAUGGCACUUUUCACACCUUCCGGAUCAUGUGAAAACCGGUCUUCUUCCAUAUAUUGUGCGUGGUCCGGAUAAUGCGCCUGGAUAUAAUUGGUUCAAGAUCUGGUGUGCCGUGCCACCAGACAACAAUCGGGAGAGAGUUGCUGGAUAUGUUGCAGACAAGGAUGAUGAAUCUUAG